CUUGAGUGUCAGACGUAAAAUAUUUGGACAUUGUGGGAAAUACACAUAUCGUAAUAUAUCCUUGGAAUAUCAAGUUUAUCAGUAAAAAACACUCAAUCUAGAUAAACGAAAAAAUGACUAGUGAAAGAAAAUCAUAUGAAAAUGAAAUUAUUCAACAAUUAAUUGAAAUUGCCGAUGAAAUUGAAAAUGAAUUUCAAAAAUUUCAAUUUGAAAAAUGCGCAAAAAGUAAACGUAGGAAAUGUAAUAAUCAAAGCAAAUAUCCAUUUGCUGAUUGUUCAAUGAUCAAUAAAAGUAUUCAUCCGACUGAUGGCGAACAGACAAUCCGUUCAAUCAAUAAUCGUGUAUACAAACCAAAGAAAUUACUUUUAGUCGGCAUUGGAAUGUUAUGCAGUCUUGUACUUAUAAAAAAGCUUAUCAAGUGAUAUGGUUACUUAUUACAUAACAAUAGUGUUAUCAUUGAUACGGGAAUAUACAAAGAAGCAAAAACGGAUCAAUGUCGUGACCAUCAUCACCAUCAUUAUUACAAUAGAGUGUAAAAAUGAACAACAGCAGACCUUUAAUCAUCAGUUGAACAACAGACACGGAUGAAUUGAUCACCGUUCAGGCAGGCCAUGGUUUAUUUGAGUGAAAAGGCGAUGAAGAAAGGAAGAAAUUAAAGAAAAGUAAUCCCAAAUGAUUGGUGUUCAUAUGAAAAAAUUGACAUUUCAUUCACAGUUAUUGAAAUUUAUUGAAAAACUAUUUUUUAUCUCCUAUACGACAAAUGCUGCUUUCGAGUAUGCUUUGUUUAACUGUACCAAUGCACAAGGUUACGAAUGAAUUAGAAUUUGAAUAAAUUAAUCUGACUGUAACUGAAUACUUCAGCAACUAUCGGGAUUUCAUUGUAAUUUCCGAAUACAUUUCUGUAUAUAUUGUAUAUAUAAACAAAUAAAUUAUUUUUUUAA
Messenger RNA from Trichobilharzia szidati, 941 nucleotides. Lineage: Eukaryota; Metazoa; Platyhelminthes; Trematoda; Strigeidida; Schistosomatidae. The record is from the annotation of a GenBank genome assembly.